AACUAAUUUUGUCCUGUGCGCUGCCCGUCACGCCCACACGGUCAGCAGUCUACAAAGUGAAAGUGAAAGUGAAAGUGAAAGUGAAAGUGAAACACAACUGUUUUUAGGAUUUGAGUGGACUGCAGUGUGCAAAUUAUCACUAGAACGAUUGUAAACACGGUGUAUGAGAGUAAAUACUAUGUAGUAAGCAAACCGUGAAACCAGAACCAACGAGAAUGGCGGGGCCAAAAAAGUCAUAAAUUGCAGCUGCACAACCACGUACACAUCGUAUGGGCUGAACACGGCACAAUCGCAAUUGGAACCCUUCUAUGGUUUUGUGCAUGUAUUCGACGAAAUCCCGCUCCAGAUCUAGAAGGACGUGUCAAUACUGAGCGACAAUACCGAUUAAUCAAUGACAUUAAGAUCGCCACCUCAUCACAACUUGAGGUAUAAGUACAAUGCUACGCCACAUUUUUCCUCCAAUCUGCUCGUUAACCGUUCCACGUCACAGAAUGACGAUAUCCACAUUCACUCUCAACGACGGCAACCAAGUCCCCUGGAUCGCAUUUGGCACUGGCACGGCGAUCUUCCAGCAAGAUGCCAAGGACACUGUCGAAUCCGCCAUUGCGAACGGUUUCACACACUUGGAGUGUGCCCAGUUGUACGAGAAUGAAGACAGCCUAGGCACUAUCGUUAAGACUUCCGGGGUGCUGCGCUCUUUACACGGUAUUAUCACGUCUUCAUAUGGUGGACUAUCACCCCUCUUCCACGCACCAGGAAGACCGCUGGAUCCUGUAAUCAAGAAAAUUCGGACACGCCUCGAGUCCACGCGGAGAAAGCUAGUGGCAAGCAGCCAGGUGCUCAACAAGCGGUUGCAGCAGAACGAUAUGUUGUCACGCAAGUUUCGCUUCGUUUCGUUCGUUGGUGCGCUGCGUUGUGGAAGGACUCACGGGUAUCGAUCAGCACUUCGACCAAGGUGGAGAGGGUGAGAGAGUAUCUUGAUACAGGCAACGUUCCGGGUUUGAUAUCUGAGGAGAUGGGGAUGAUUGAGAGUGCUGGAGCAGAGUGCCACCAGCCGUUCCCUGAGGCCUCGAUUACUUGGAGGGGUUGAAGACAGAUGAAUGUUUCGAUGUAAUUCACUGCAAUUGAUAGUUGACACUGCUGCUGCGUCAAAAUUCAGGGAAGGGAGAACCUGCGAAAAUGAACGGAAUUGGAUUAAUGGAUCCAGACUUGAACUGUUUGCAUACCGGGCGGUAGCGUGCACGUAUCUACGCAUGUACGCUAUUGUGACGACUCAGUGCAAAUUCGUUGACAGUGGACCCAUCGCUGGCGUUACA
This is a messenger RNA of Suillus paluster, 1316 nucleotides long. RefSeq lists its product as uncharacterized. The transcript is spliced from 3 exons. Lineage: Eukaryota; Fungi; Basidiomycota; Agaricomycetes; Boletales; Suillaceae. Bases 438 to 968 code for a protein of 176 amino acids. The record is from RefSeq and is a predicted model, not a curated record.